GCACCAUUCGACAUCAUCAUCGGCCAUGUUCGUCAACGUCCCGACCGCCGAGGAUGCGGUCGUGGCGAUGCUGCGUGAUGUCUCUCAUGCCAGAGCAUUCAUCCAAGAGGAGAUGCGAGGCGCAGACGACUCUAUCGAGAACGAACAGUCCUAUGCGCUGCAUGUCCGCGACAGAACCAAGGACGUGGAUCGACCCUCCAACGACCUGAUCGAGUCGGACCGAGUGCUUGGUACGGCGUGCAUGUGCUGGUGGGCAUUGCAGGCCACUUCCAGCUUGCCUGCGCCGCUGGCGUUGACCUUGACACGGAAGCGAGAUGUGCUCCAAGACGAUUCCGAGAUGGAGAUGUUCACCGUCGGCGACGCCAAGCUCUAUCCCGUCGCCCCGGCGACCACUGUCGACGAGUUCAUCCAAGCCACGACUCCUCCAUCAAUCGAAUCAUCGAACAACAAGAAAGCUAUACAGGUUCUACAGGCAUCCACAGACGACGUGUACUUUGGACUGUCGUCGGCCGCGCCAGUAGUGGGUCACCUGACGCCGAGCGUGCCGCUGUCGCCGCUGUCCGUCCUCAACGACGACCCCCGAAGCAAGUGGUUCCUAUCCCCAGGCGAUCUUGCCGCCAAUUUGCAUGUCGACUUUACCUCGGACGUGUAUGUCGUGUCCGUCGACUUGUUCGAAGCCGCCAUCGUCGCCGUCGCGCUCGUGUUGGCGGGGCACCCACGUGUGCACCUAUGCAGCUUUGGGUUGAGGGAAUCGUGGCCAUUGCUUCCGAGCCAUGUUACAUGCGAGUUGUUCGCCCCAUCCAGUGCCCAUGUUGCCAACAUCGACGAUGGAAGUUUUGAUAUCUCCCAUCACCAUCCCAAGCCCCAUGCCGACGACGAAUUUGUGGCGCCGAUGGACUCGAAAGCCAAGGAAGUCGUCAUGGCCGAGUACACUGCUUAUCUAUCAUCCAGCGCUCAAACCAAAGAAGACACCGAGUCGUCCACAGCGCCACCACAGGAUGACUACCACGCCGACUUCUUCACCAUGCCAUCCCCAUUAUCCAAGGCAAAGUUCCUCGACGUUGCCCAAGUGAUCUAUCAGUACUCAUCCUUGUGUCUUGCGCCAUUUGGCGUGCUCUGUCUCAAUCCGAACGUGGUCAACACGACCAUGCUCGAAGCCAAGCUCAAGGGUAGUCCGAUUCUGCAAGAAGUGGUCGAAACCGUGUCCGAUCUGGUGUACGACCUCGUCGAUCUCGACGAAAGCACCAUGGCCAUGAGUUCUCAAAAGUGGCUUCACGACAGCCGCGACGCUGACUGUGUCGCACAUAUGCAGCGCAUCCAAGAGCUGCCCCAGACCCUCCUCAAACCGCCGCCGGUGGUCGACGUCACGGUGGCGCCCGUCGACGAGCCGGCCGUGCUCGCGAUGGUCGCUACGAUCGAAGCGAGUAUUCGGCGUACUCUGGCAGCCAAAGUCCCCUGGGCCGUCACCCCAGCGGCAGCAGCACAACCGCUUCAAGUUGUGACACCUGAAUCCCCCCAACCGAUCUCAGAACUUACGUGGUACCCGUGCGUAGCCUACCAAUUGGGCUAUCGGUUCACAUCAUCUCGGUCGAAUCACCCUAAAAAGCAAAGCUCGUUGCAAGUAAAAGCCAAGAUCCAGGCUGUGUUUGAAGGCAUCCAAGCUGCUCUGAAAGCCCAGGAAUGUCCGACUUUGGAUGCGAUCCAACUGCAAGCUGUCAUCAACAGCGUUCAAUCCGACAUGAACGCUGUCCUGGCGUCGACGUUCUCGUCGCAUCAUGUCGUGAAUGACGAUGUCGCAGAUGAACAAGCCAAACCCACCGACGACGGCGCCCUUGCCGCGUUUGGCGCCAAGCUCCGCACCGGCGACUUUAGCGUGCGGCGGCUCGACGACGACGAAGCUAUCAAACGGUACACGGAAGCUCUGAACUGCCUGCCAGUCAACAACACGGCGGUCGUGGAGGCGCUCACCAAGCGAGCCAAGUGCUACGUCCGAACCAACCGUCUGGAGCUGGCGGCUGCCGAUUGCAAGCUGGCCCUCGACCUGUCGCCGUACUGCGCCGAUGCGUAUGCGGUAAAAGGCGCUAUUGACGAACAGCACAAGGACUUCAAUUUGGCGCUGCAACACCACGUGCUGGCGUUCAUAUUGGGCGGAUCCCGGCAACUCGAUGUGGCCGAAGUGAUUGAGCGUGUGUCCAAAUUAGUCGGGCGGGAUCAAGCUAAGAGUGUGUGGGCGAACAUGGCGAAGCGCCACGAACUGCCUUCUUCGUGGCUCGUGGACAGCUACUUUCAGUCGUUUAGCCGGGAUGCGGAUGCCGGCGUGAGCACCGUCCACGUCAAGAGCCAAUCAAAAUCGGACGACGCGGUUUCAAACGUUUUAAACGACGACCAGUUUGACGACUUGCUUGUGCAAGCUAUCGACCACAAACGUUCGAAACGCUACGCCCAAGCGCAAGCGCUGUUUGCUACGUUGGCGGCAUAUGUUAGUACUACUACUACCACCACCGACGACGAGCCCGAGAACCUCGACAACGUGCUGGACGGUGCUAGUACUACUACUACUACAACUAGUACAUCCACCGCCAAGAAGGUGUUCAAAACCAAGCGUGAUCGCCACGUCAUUGCACUCAACUUCCAUGCCACCUUCCUGUACAUUGCCGGGGAUGUCGAGAGCGCGCUGGCCGUCAUCGACGAGGCGCUGGCUCUGGACGACACGCACCUCAACUCGGUGGUCAAGAAGGCCGGGUUCCUCUGUGAGUUGGGCGAGUUCGAAGCCGCCGACGAGUGCUUCACACAUGCCGCGACGGUGGACGAGAACAGCGGCGACGUAUACCUCCAUCGCGGGCAGAUGGAGCUCAUCCAGGGCGACUACGCGGCCGCGGUGUCGUCGCUGCGGCGGUCGAUGACGCGGUGCGAGUCGCUGGCCGUGACCCACAUCUCGUACGCCAUGGCGCUGUACAAGGCAGGGUCGGUCUACCAGAGCGUGGAUGUGUUCAAGUCGGCGUUGGAGCAGUUCCCAACCUCCCACGAGGUGCACCUCUUCUAUGGCGACGUCCUGUCAGAUCGCGCCGACUAUGGCCUAGCCAUGGAGCACCUGAAGAAGGCGGUCGAGUUGUCCCCCGCGUGUCCGCUGCCGUGGCUGAAUGCCGGCCGCAUCUUCGUGGCCACCAACGACGCCGGCCACGCCAUCGCACACUUUGAGCAGGCGCUGCAAGUGGACCCGCGGUGCAGUGCCGCGCAUUUGGACCUGGCGCAGGUGUACUUUGCCCAAGGCAAGGUCGACCGCGCGAUGGAGCACUUUGACGUGGCCACGACCACGUGUCGGUUCCUCCCAGAAGUGGAAGACGCGUGCGCGUGCCGAAGUGUUGCGAUGAUGCAGUUGAAAGCCACGACCAUACUCGGGGUCGAGCUACGACAUCUGCUCAAAUCGCAAAAGUAAUGCAAGACAAGUCAUCAGAUUUUCAUCCUUGUUGAGAUUGUCGGGAGCUUCUAUUACUGUAUGUAGAUGAUGCUACGGCAGUACUACUCCGUCCCAAA
This is a messenger RNA of Aphanomyces astaci, 3534 nucleotides long. RefSeq lists its product as hypothetical. The coding region runs from base 26 to 3436 and encodes 1136 amino acids. Gene Ontology annotation, molecular function: protein binding. Lineage: Eukaryota; Oomycota; Saprolegniomycetes; Saprolegniales; Verrucalvaceae. The record is from RefSeq and is a predicted model, not a curated record. The transcript is spliced from 2 exons.